UCCCCCAGACGGCUAUAGAUCAGAUGACCAGCAAGCUCUGUUUUCCAAUGCUUUCUGCAUUCCUGGCUGCCAGCUUCAGCCGCUAAAGGGGCUGCUGCCACCUUCUGCCAUCUACACAGCUCAGGAAAAGAAAGGUACCUCAAACCUUCCAGAUCCCUUCCUCUCCUAGGAAACUGUUGAGCACAGACUCUGAGUAAUUGCAGGGAAUAAAGAUGACUGCUAUACCAGUAGAUGAUUGCAUCAACUUUGUGGGAAUGAAAUUUAUUGACAAUACACUUUACUUUGUAGCUGACAGUGAUGAAAACCUGGAAACAGAUUACUUUGGCAAGCUUGAACAUAAACUCUCAAUCUUACGAAACUUGAACGACCAAGUUCUCUUCAUUAACCAGGGAGAUCAACCUGUGUUUGAGGAUAUGCCUGAUUCUGACUGUACAGAUAAUGCACCCCGGACUGAAUUUAUCAUAUAUAUGUAUAAAGAUAGCCUCACUAGAGGUCUGGCAGUAACCAUCUCUGUGAAUUAUAAGACCAUGUCUACUCUCUCCUGUGAGAACAAAAUUAUUUCCUUUAAGGAAAUGAGUCCUCCUGAGAGUAUCAAUGAUGAAGGAAAUGACAUCAUAUUCUUUCAGAGAAGUGUUCCAGGACAUGAUGAUAAGAUACAAUUUGAGUCUUCAUUGUACAAGGGGUACUUUCUAGCUUGUGAAAAAGAGAAAGAUCUUUUCAAACUCAUUUUGAAAAAAAAGGAUGAAAAUGGGGAUAAGUCCAUAAUGUUCACUGUUCAAAACAAGAAUUAGAUACUAAAAUUGCAUAAUUUGAACUUUCUGAGUUUUUGUUUUUCAGAAAGGUUGUAAGACUUUGUGUCUAUAAUUGUAAUAAUGAAAUAAAAUGGAUAAUGGUCUUAAAAGAUA
This is a messenger RNA of Neofelis nebulosa (Clouded leopard), 905 nucleotides long. It is a transcript of the gene IL18, whose product is annotated as interleukin 18. Gene Ontology annotation, molecular function: cytokine activity. The record is from RefSeq and is a predicted model, not a curated record. Gene Ontology annotation, biological process: inflammatory response; immune response. The transcript has 7 exons. The coding region runs from base 213 to 791 and encodes 192 amino acids. NCBI's taxonomy places the organism in Eukaryota, Metazoa, Chordata, Mammalia, Carnivora, Felidae.